Molecule: messenger RNA, 1212 nt
Organism: Talaromyces marneffei
Lineage: Eukaryota; Fungi; Ascomycota; Eurotiomycetes; Eurotiales; Trichocomaceae
Exons: 5
Coding region: 1-1212 (403 amino acids)
Source: RefSeq, a predicted model, not a curated record
AUGUCUUAUGUUGUUGUCCCCCCGGGACAAUCGCCUCCUUUCGAGGUGGUUGAUGACCAACAUCAUGGCGCAUGGAUUAUUAUUGCUACCGCACUUGGGGUGGCCAUCAACUUGGUGUGCUGGUUGAUUCGACUAUAUGUGCGAUUCGUCUUGACUUCGACCUUUGGAAUCGCUGACUGGAUAUUGGCAGCGUCCUCGGUGAUUGCUUUGAUACAAUCAAUCAUAAUCCUGGUGGCAGCCCAUUAUGGAUUUGGCACAUCGAUAGACUUAUUGAAACCUGGCAUUGUUGUGCAUAUUCAGAAUAUGCUCGUCACCAGUGAUGUCUUCUACAUCAUCAGCCAGUACCUUUCCAAGAUAUCCGUCAUGGCUAUUUUACUUCAAUUGACGCCGCAGAGAAAACACAACCUUGCGACAUGGGUUGUAGGUGGUGUUUGCACGGCAUGGCUCGUUGUAUCGGUUUUACUCAUUACCGUUGACUGUGAGGCCAACAAGCCUUGGAAACCUGCUGCUGAGCAUUGUACGAACCUCCUUCCUCGAUGGCGGUUUAUCACUGCUGUGGACAUCAUCACGGAAAUCGCAUGGCCGACACUCGCGCUUGCCGUAGUAUACGGCGUUAGAACCUCUCUAGAUCGGAAGAUCCUCAUCAUGUCUGCAUUUGGCUCGCGUUUACUGAUUAUCAUCUUCACUGUGUUACACUUGCAAUACGAAGGACCCGCGUCCAAAUCGCUCGAUCCAACACUCGCAUUUAUCGAACCGUAUCUGUGGAUCGAGAGUGCGAUGCAUUAUUCUUUGAUCGCGUGCACUGCAUUCUGCCUGCGGCCCUUCAUGAUCGCCGUGAGUACAAACUAUGGCGCUGCAGGAGACGAGUUUUUGAGUAGCAGUGGUGGGGGUGUUGGCUCUGCAAGUGGAAGUCGCGCAGGCAAUAUCCGUGACAGCUACGCCAUGAAAGCCAUGUCACGCUCCUCGCGGAAGAAAACUGGUGGUGGCAGCACGGCUGGGAACAGUGUCCUCCAGUCAACUUCAUCGGCCGUCGUCGGAGAAAGAUAUGAAGGAUAUCUCGGUACUGGAGUGGAGCAUGGUCCCCCUGUCGAGGCUAUGAGGCGGGAAACGAGCGGCCAUGACGCGAGCAGCGUUGGGAGUAACGAAAGCACAAAGAUGAUUAUUCGUAAGGAUAUGAAUUAUACAGUGGAAUACGAGCAGCUGUCGCCCUAA